Drosophila kikkawai is the source of this 751-nucleotide messenger RNA. RefSeq names its product heterogeneous nuclear ribonucleoprotein D0. Lineage: Eukaryota; Metazoa; Arthropoda; Insecta; Diptera; Drosophilidae. The record is from RefSeq and is a predicted model, not a curated record.
AUGUCCGUUGUAUGUAUAUUAUCCACUGGCCAGCGGCGAUGGCUCGGUCAGUCUUCCAGUGCGUGGCGCGUGCUCCGCAUGCUGAUCGUGCCAAUCCGUCUGCUAUAAUAAAUCCAGCAUAAUGCAUGGAGUCGCCGCGACGCUUGCCCGUUGUCCGAGCUAAUCUUCCCGAGAUCCCGACGUUUUUUAUGGGGAUAAGAAAACGUAAAAAAGAGAUACAAUUGAAAUGAGCUAGACCACAAUGUGUCACCGUGGCUGCUCCAACUCCAUUCCGAUUCCAUUCCCCAGGGUAUAAAUAGGAGAGAACUGCGUAGAUGGACUGUCAGAACUUAAAGUCUUUUGAAAUAGAAGCAACAUGAGAAUCCGGGCCUGUCAUCUUGCAAUCCUUGCUUUCCUGAUUACCUGCUGUCUGGAUUGGAGCAACGCGCUAUUCUUUAAGUCUUGGAAAACAGGCAGGGGAUAUGGUGGAGCACAGAACUAUGGGUACAAUGGAUAUGGCAACUACGGCUAUGGCAGCUAUGCGGCCGGUUACGGAUACAAUUCCUAUCCAGCCUACUCUUCCUACUCGUACCCAUCAUAUCCAAGCUACUCCUCGUAUCGCAACCCAUACGGAGGACGAAGGACUUCUGGUCAGCGACAAGGACGCACCUUCUCGGAAAUACAGAGAGUUAUCAAGCCCGAUGGCUAUGUGGGUCUCGGUGGGAGUCGAUUCCUUCCAGGUGGAAAUCGGUUUUCUCCUCUCUGGGGUUAG